Podarcis muralis (Common wall lizard) is the source of this 4621-nucleotide messenger RNA. Lineage: Eukaryota; Metazoa; Chordata; Lepidosauria; Squamata; Lacertidae. The record is from RefSeq and is a predicted model, not a curated record.
AUGUCCCUCGGCCGGGCGAGGGCGGCGGCGGCGGCUCCCUGAGCCUGGACCCGUGCCCCGCUGCUCGGCUCGUCGCCCGCCCCGAUGUCGGGGCCCCGCAGCGCCUUGCAGGCCUGGUGCCGCCGCCAGUGCGAGGGCUACCCGGGCGUGGAGAUCCGAGACCUCAGCAGCUCCUUCCGGGACGGCCUGGCCUUUUGCGCCAUCCUCCAUAGGAACCGGCCUGAUUUGCUGGACUUUAAUUCGCUUUCCAAGGACAAUGUAUACGAGAACAACCGCUUGGCCUUUGAGGUGGCUGAGCAAGAGCUGGGGAUCCCUGCCCUGCUGGAUCCCAGUGACAUGGUCUCCAUGAAGGUCCCCGACUGCCUCAGCAUCAUGACCUACGUCUCUCAGUAUUACAACCAUUUCAACAACCCCAACCAAGCCAGAGUCCUCCCGCCUAUGAAGCACCCUGCAGUUGCCUCCUCACCUACUCUGCCAGCACACAAACCUGUGCCUGCCUCCGAGACCACAUCAGCGCCACAGGAUGAGGAUGCUGCAGGCCUGGCGGAGCAGUCCCAGAGAACCACCCUGAGCAGCACUUGCGCAGCUUGCCAACAACACGUCCACUUGGUCCAGCGCUACCUGGCUGAUGGCAAGCUGUACCACCGCCAGUGCUUCAGGUGUAAGGAAUGCUCCAGCACUCUUCUCCCCGGUUCUUACAAGCCUGGACCUGAACUGGGCACAUUUGUGUGCACCCAGCAUCGUGGCAAGUUGGGCCUGAGCGGGAGGAUGGAGCGCAGACCAAGCCCAGAUCUUCAGCACGCAGGGGAAAGCGGAGAGGCUGGGAUAGUGAGCACUGGUGCGGAGGAAGAGAACGGAAUACUGGAGGAGCACCCAUCCGCCGCGGAAGAGAUAGGCAAAACGGGGGAGAGGGUAGCUGAUGGAAUGGAGAGCGAGAUGCCUCUUGCGCAGCCAAAGAACGAAACACUCGCCCCUGCUCCCGGAUCUGAAACCUGCUCCCAAACACCCCCCAAACCUCCUGUGCCAGCAAAGCCACCUCUGCUCAUGCAAGAGAAGGCUAGCCUGCAACAUGGGCAGCUCAAGGAAGCUCGGCCCAAGCCUGCCCCCAGGAAGAGCACAGACACAGCAGCAGCCCUGUCACCGCCAAGCUCCCAGCCUGUUCCGAAGCCCAGAGCCAACGUGCAAAGCGAGGGAUCCAGUGAGCCUGGCACUGGACUGGCCAAUGGUAGGCCUCCUGAGCCCUGUCCUCCUGUUCCGAAGCCCAGAGGCAGACCCACGUCCUCCGAGCGAACUGGGGAAUGCCUGCGGCCCAAAGACCCUCCCUGGAUUGCAUUGGUCCAGGGAGAGCCCAAGAGGAAGCUGGCCCCUCCACCUCCCCCGCCAGGUAGUCGCAAGGAGAGCCCCUCCAGGGUUUCGGAGGAGGAUGAAGGCGGAGAAGGGAAAGCGCAGGGCGGGGAAGGCAGGCCCACUCCGGAGGAGCCCAAGCCGUAUAACCCCUUUGAGGAGGAUGAGGAAGAGCAGCAGCAGGAGGAGGAAGAGGAGGGAGUCGUCGCGCAACAGAGCACACCAAAGCAAGAGCAGAGUGAGGGCGAGCCCACCUCCAAGGGGGCUCACCCCUGGUACGGCAUCACCCCCACCAGCAGCCCCAAGACCAAGAAGCGGCCAGCUCCAAGGGCCCCCAACGCAUCCCCUCUUGCUCACCACCCCAUCUCCCGACUCUCCCGCUCGGAGCCGUCUUCCUCCACCCCCUCGCCCGCCCUGAGCCUGGAGAGCAUCACAUCUGAGUGUUUGGCCAAGGGCGCGGAUGACUUGGACGAGACCUCCGUGCCCAAGAGCUCCUCAGAGCCCGCAGUCCAUGUCCCGGCCGCCACUUCCGUUGUCUCCUCCUCAGCCCCUCCACUUCCCCGCCUCUCCUCCUCUGGUGAGGAGUGUCCCACGGCGCUGCCCGGCAGCUCGGCCAACUCCUCCUUUUCGUCCUCCAGCGAUUUGGCUGGCGAUGGCAGUGAGGCACAAGGGGGACAUUCACAGACUGCCCGAACCUCCUCAUCUGGGAACUUGAAAACCUCUCCUGGGGGAGCCUCCCCCAAGCCUUCGGCCGGGGCCAUUCCCACACCUAUCCUCUUGGCCUCAGAGCUGAGUGGUGCAGCUGCCAGGAGCUCUCCAUCACCCAAAGCACAGCCAAAGUCAUCCUGCAAAGAGAAUCCCUUCAACCGGAAGCCGUCGCCUGUCACAUCCCCCUCCAUUAAGAAGACUCCAAAGGGACCCAAGCCAGCAAGGCCUCCUGCUCCAGGACAUGGCUUCCCGCUAAUUAAACGGAAGGUUCAGUCAGACCAGUACGUUCCAGUGGAGGACAUCUAUGGCGAGAUGGACAGCAUUGAGCAACAGCUGGAUGAGCUGGAGCAUCGAGGGGUUGAGCUGGAAAGGAAGCUUCGCAGCAUGGAAAAUAAUGCAGAUAUUCCUGAAGAUGGCCUGCUGGUUGACUGGUUCAAGCUCAUCCACGAGAAGCACAUGCUGGUGCGCCGGGAGUCUGAACUCAUCUAUAUCUUUAAGCAGCAGAACUUGGAGCAGCGUCAGGCUGAUGUGGAGUAUGAGCUGCGAUGCCUCCUCAACAAACCUGAGAAAGACUGGACAGAUGAGGACCGUGUGAGGGAGAAGGUGCUGAUGCAAGAACUGGUGACCAUUAUUGAGCAGCGGAACGCCAUUGUCAAUUGCUUGGACGAGGACCGGCAAAGGGAAGAAGAAGAGGACAAAAUGCUGGAAGCCAUGAUUAAAAAGAAAGAAUUUCAUAAGGAGACUGAAGCCGAGAGCAAGAAGAGAGGGAAAUUCAAGCCCAUGAAAGUGUUGAAACUGCUUGGGAACAAACAUGAGUCAAAGAGCAAGUCGCCCAAGGAGAAAAGCUAAAGCAGGAGGCAGCCAGAAGCGGGGAGGGACAAAACCGGUCCUGUUUGGCCGGCCACCUGGCAAAUGGGGCUUCUGCCUCCUGCCCCUUCCCUGCCCUGCCUUCCCGCCGCCACCACCAAUGCUGUGCCUCGCCAUACACCAAAGCUGGCUUCCCUUGGAGAAGUUCCAUCAGCUUCCAUCAACAGAAGCUCCUUUGCCUAGUAAAAGGGGAGAGAGGUGGGGCAAGCCUAGUCAGCACUGAAAUUGUUGGAGGGACAGACUGGAGGAGGAAGCUACUUGUCUCUUCGGCUUCUGGGUAGGGGUGGGAAAGUGAAAUAGCUAUAGGCUUCCUCGGUUGUAUGUGUGUACUUCUUUACUGGUUCUGAGCAGUGCAGAAUUUGGGUGUCUGUGGGAAACUUGCACUAAUUGUCCCCCUCCCGUCUCUCAACUGUGAUAGUCACAUGUGCCUCGUACCCCUCUCCUUCGGGGAGGAGGAGACUUUCCAUAGUAGUCCAGGGACGGGGACUCCUCUCCCCUGCUCCAAAUCCCUUUUCUCAUUAGCCUGCUAGUCAGAAAUCCCACUUGGGUCAUUUGGAAAGGUUUUGGGCUUUUGGAGCAUGGUUAAUUUUUUUGUUUUGGCUUAAAACUGUUAAAACUGAGUAUCACGGGAAACGCUUCCAUGCCAUAAGAGCGGAUAGAAACAGCCAAGAGCCUAACCAGUGGCCUAUUUCUCUCCUGCUGCCAAUGUGCUGCGAAUGCUGAAUCUCUUGGAAACCGUUUUUAGCAAUGCAGGGAGGAAAGCUUAAGGGGGUUGGAUUUUCAUGUACUUGGUAAGGUCUGAAUCGGACACUCACUGGGCCUUUUCACCCUCUUGGUUGCUGCUGCUAAAUUUCAUCCGUGGUGCUCUUCAAAGGGACACAGUGGGAUGGGAAAAGGUCCAACGUUCCCCUCCACUGUGAGGGCAUAAGAUCUCAUGCUGUACUCAAUGCCAACAAGGUUCCCUUUUUGCCUUGUUCACCAGUGCCACCCUUAGCCCAUUUGGGAGGGAUUCCAGCUGCUCCCCCCUCGGCUUGACAUGUAUAUACUUUCCUAAGAGUGCAAGAGGGCUCCUUUCUAUACUGCUUCCUUAGCUUGAAUUUCCACCUCUCCCUUCCAGCUUUGUUUUUAUUUGUUUGCGUGUGUGUGUGUUUGCGUGUGUGCUGGGAGGGAAGGGGCCUUCCCACCUUCCUUUCUGCCUUCUCCUCCGAGUGGAGGAGCUAUUUAUUGAGAUGUUUGUUUGGUCUGAGUUAAACACUGAUAGUAUUGUAGGUGUUGGUUAGUCAGCUGUUAGUCUUGGGUUCUUGUUAGCAGAGUAGACUACCAGCCCAGAGCAAAUUGCUGUGCUGCCUUAUCCAAAUAUGAUGGAAUGUUUGGCCAGUCCCUGGCUAUGACGCUCAGCCUACGCUGUCCCAGAAGGGGAUCUGAGUUCAUCAGUGUUGCCAGCGCUAGUUCGGGGCCUUGUUAUCAGUCCCCACAAGUGGAUGACAACCUCCUGCUGAAUCCUGCUCUCCACAGAAAGGCCACCCUGGGGUUUGAUCCCAGAGCACAACAUUCCCCUCUAAAACGAAACUGUUACAAAAUCCCACCAGAGACGCUCCCAUCACAAAUUCCCCUAGCCCUGAUGGACAGAAUUACACUGUAUUAACCACAAUCUCCACUUACACGCAGGGAACAAACAAAUGAAAUAAAACUAUUGUAUUUA